Molecule: messenger RNA, 1157 nt
Organism: Vigna angularis (adzuki bean)
Lineage: Eukaryota; Viridiplantae; Streptophyta; Magnoliopsida; Fabales; Fabaceae
Product: vesicle-associated protein 1-2
Exons: 8
Coding region: 158-985 (275 amino acids)
Biological process (GO): endoplasmic reticulum membrane organization
Cellular component (GO): endoplasmic reticulum membrane; plasma membrane
Source: RefSeq, a predicted model, not a curated record
AAGCAGUGUGUCGCAGUCCCACACCGUCCCCCACCCCACGUAACCAACACAACACAACAACAAUGCAAAGCUAUGCCUUUUCUCUCUCUUUUUCCCAUUCUCUCCUUCUCUCUUUUACACCCACUAUCCCCAUUCAUUCUCAUUCUGCAUCCUUCACAUGGCCACGGACCUUCUCCAAAUCCAUCCUUCUGACAUCACUUUUCGCUUUGAAUUGAAGAAGCAGAGUUCCUGCGUGGUUCGUCUCGCCAACCACGCUUCCCACUAUGUUGCCUUCAAGGUCAAAACGACGUCGCCCAAGAAAUACUGCGUCAGGCCAACCGUCGGCAUUGUUCAACCCCACGGAACUUGUGAUUUCACCGUUACUAUGCAGGCUCAGCGCACAGUCCCACCGGAUUUCAACUGCAAAGACAAGUUCCUUGUUCAAAGCGCGGUUGUCCCCGCUGGAACAACCGAGGACGACAUCUCCUCUGACCUGUUUGUGAAAGACAGUGGAAGGCUCGUUGAGGAGAAGAAACUAAGGGUUGUCCUCAUUACCCCAUCUUCUUCCCCUGAAAAUGGAGAUUUGAGCCAAGAUCCACUCAUCCCAAUGCCUUCUCCUCUUACUGUUGAAAAAAGUUUGGAAGUCGCCCAGGGUUUGAAGGAGGAUGGAACGGAUAGGGGUACUGUUGUUCCAAGAGUAGUUGAGAAGGAGGGGGAUAUGAAACAAGUUAAUGGUAUUGAGAAAUUGAGUUUUCCUAAGGAUUUCAAGGAAUUGGAGUCAAGGUUGGGUAUAAUGGAUGCAAAGUUAAGAGAGGCCGAAGGAACCAUGGCGAUGUUGAAUGAAGAGAAGCGCAGGAACACCCGAGAAAAAAAUUUGCUCAAGCAAGAGUUGGAAAUGAUGAAGAAGAAAAUGAAAAUUAAAAGAGCUCAGGAGGGCUUCCCGUUUUUGUUUGUUUGUGUGGUUUCGCUUGUCAGUAUGGCAGUCGGAUAUUAUAUUCAUCCAUAAGGAGCGACAUUGUGUAUAAUGAUUGAGGUUCCAAAAUAAUGGUGUACUCCUUAAUGCUUUGGUAGAUAACUAUUGUUAAUUGUAAUGCUUGAACUCAACCAAUGUCAAUACGUGGAAACCUUUCUGAAAUGCUAGUGAAAUGAACUGCACUUCAUAAGAGAAGCAUUAUCUA